This is a messenger RNA of Lemur catta (Ring-tailed lemur), 847 nucleotides long. RefSeq names its product synaptonemal complex protein 2-like. The record is from RefSeq and is a predicted model, not a curated record. The transcript is spliced from 5 exons. NCBI's taxonomy places the organism in Eukaryota, Metazoa, Chordata, Mammalia, Primates, Lemuridae. The coding region runs from base 346 to 747 and encodes 133 amino acids.
AAAUACCUGUUGCAGUUGAUAGCUUUUUGUAAACAAAGUGUUCUUAGAAAAGCCGACUGAAUUGCAGAAGACAAAAUUAUCUCCAUUUCUUUGCUAAGGUAAGGUACUUCCUAUUUUUUGCAAGGUCAACCAUUUAAUCAUAUCUUGUUAGUAUGUAUAAACACACACGUGCAUUUAAUAAAUAGAAUUUCAAAGUAAUUUCACUUAAUAUGAUUUCAACUUAUCACAGAAAAAUCUGGACAGUUGACAAAUAUCUCAGUUCAGUUACUUAAAGUUAUAAAACUUUAAAAUAGAACUUUUCAGUAUGUUGAUGUGCAUUGAUAUAUUUCAUUAGAAACUGAGAAGAUGAAGAUUUUUAUCAUUUACCUGAAGAAGCCUGUUAUUAUUAGCAAAAAAGCAGUGAUGAAAAGAGAAAUCCAUUUUGAUUUGCAAUUCAACAUAUCACAACCUUCCACGCAAGCUUUAGGAGAAGACAAACAGAUGAUGGUCCCUGGCCAGGUGAAAACCUCCUCAGAACUUUUUAGUAAGUCUGAGAAAGAAGACACUGAGAUUCCUAAUAGCCAUGGAAGAGAGACAGAGCCGCUAGAAGAAUCUACUGACCUGGAGGAGAUCAUGAGUGCUGGAGAUGACUGUUGCCUGAUAACUCUCCCCUUGAAUGAGCAGUCUGCACCGCCUAAGUUACUUCAAAACAUGAGCAUUCUUCCGAUUUACAAGAACCAUCAGUUAAAAUUCAGUCUCCUAAAUUAAGUGGCAAAUCUAGUUUAAUUACAGGAAACAUCUCUUCUCUGAGAGUAGUCAAGAUUCAAGUACCAGUACCAGCGAACUAUCUUGGACCAGUAACCAAAAG